AUGGCGUCUACACAAUGUUUCUUGCACCACCAAUAUGCUAUUACAACUCCAACUAGAACCUUAUCUCAACGCCAAGUAGUUACCACCAAACCAAACCAUAUUGUCUGCAAGGCACAGAAACAAGAUGAUGUUGUUGAUGCUGUUGUUUCUCGUAGGUUAGCACUUUCUGUUCUCAUUGGUGCUGCUGCUGUUGGCUCCAAGGUUUCACCUGCUGAUGCUGCUUAUGGAGAAGCUGCUAAUGUGUUUGGAAAGGCAAAGACAAACACAGACUACUUGCCAUACAAUGGAGAUGGAUUCAAACUGUUGGUGCCAGCAAAGUGGAAUCCAAGCAAAGAAAGAGAGUUCCCUGGUCAGGUUCUUAGAUAUGAGGAUAACUUUGAUGCAACAAGCAAUGUUUCGGUUUUAGUCCAAACAACUGAUAAGAAGUCCAUCACUGACUAUGGUUCGCCUGAAGAGUUCCUAUCUAAGGUGGACUAUUUGCUUGGGAAACAAGCCUUCUUUGGACAAACUGAUUCAGAGGGAGGUUUUGACACAAACGCCGUAGCUGUUGCAAACAUCUUAGAGAGCUCAGCACCAGUGAUUGGAGGAAAACAGUAUUACAACAUUUCGGUAUUGACAAGGACUGCUGAUGGAGAUGAAGGUGGAAAGCAUCAGCUGAUUACAGCAACUGUAAAUGAUGGAAAGCUAUACAUCUGCAAGGCUCAAGCUGGUGACAAGAGGUGGUUUAAGGGAGCAAGAAAGUUUGUGGAGGACACUGCAAGUUCUUUCAGUGUUGCAUGA
This is a messenger RNA of Lathyrus sativus (Indian pea), 780 nucleotides long. The record is from the annotation of a GenBank genome assembly. Lineage: Eukaryota; Viridiplantae; Streptophyta; Magnoliopsida; Fabales; Fabaceae.